UUUGAAUAUCAUUAACCAUGUAUAAGAAGUCAUACAUCCUCAUCAUCAUUCUUCUAACUGUAGUACUCUUAUCCAGUUUUGUACUCAUUCUACCGCACCAAUACCGACCUAAACCGUUGCUGUGUGGAAUACGGAACGGUAUGGGCAUAUGCUAUCUAAACUCUGUCAUGCAAGCACUUUUUUCAUCAGACAGAUUCAAUGAAUUACUCACCAAGUAUUCCACAUCAGAAAAUGAAAUGAUACAAAGUUUGAUCGAGAUAAGAGCUCUGAUGUGCAAGGGUGGCACUGUAAACUUGCUGCCAGUGUACCAAAAAAUGUUUAAUAAGGCUGACCAGGAGUUUAACCUGUCACACAAGGGAGGAUCGCCCAUAUUUGCUCUGGAAUACAUCGGUAAAUGCAUGGAGAAGACAAUAGCAAGCGAUUUCUUCUUGGCCCAGGAAAACUACGAAAAAACGAAGGAAAUUCAGAGCGAUUUGUCGCUUUAUCACAGAUUCCUUAGAUUUUAUCCACUUCUCAAAGGUAAUGUCAACGAGAUGCUGAAAAAUGGGUUGGAAAAGGUCAUCGACAAAAAAUCGUUUAUAUUCCCCGAAUUAUUAGUUGUAUGUCUUUGGAAUGUGCAUAGCUACACUGAUGCAUCCCAUGAUAGAGUAGUUUGCAAUCCAGAAAUCAUAGUUUUUGGAAAGAAGUACAGGUUAGUUGGUCUCAUAAUUUCUGUGAAAAGUAAGAAGCUGAGAAGAAGACAUGCAUUUGCAAUGGGACUGAGAGCCAAUAGGUGGUAUAUCUUUAAUGAUGAAAACAUUCAAAUGAUCAGGGAUAAAAAGUGUGUAUUUAACAACAGAUUCUGUUCAAUCGCACUUUAUGACAGAGUUUGAGAAAUAAAUGGGCACAGAUA
Vavraia culicis subsp. floridensis is the source of this 892-nucleotide messenger RNA. RefSeq lists its product as uncharacterized. Bases 18 to 872 code for a protein of 284 amino acids. Lineage: Eukaryota; Fungi; Microsporidia; Pleistophoridae. The transcript has a single exon. The record is from RefSeq and is a predicted model, not a curated record.